Messenger RNA from Cutaneotrichosporon cavernicola, 1029 nucleotides. RefSeq lists its product as uncharacterized. The record is from RefSeq and is a predicted model, not a curated record. Bases 1 to 1029 code for a protein of 342 amino acids. NCBI's taxonomy places the organism in Eukaryota, Fungi, Basidiomycota, Tremellomycetes, Trichosporonales, Trichosporonaceae. The transcript has a single exon.
AUGGCCUCAGUCCCCGGUAUCCUUCUCGACUCCUUCAUAGACGCAGCCGACACGCGCCUCCCUGAUACCCUCCCAACCUGUGAGGAACUUCACACCCUCAAACCACUGGGCAACCUCUCUCGGAAGAAGGUCCGCGCCAUCUUCGGGGCGCUCGAGUACGCGUGGCGCGAGGUCAUGGGCGAAUACUCGCCGUCCCCUGUGCUUAUCGAGUUGUUGUUCAAGCGGCCGAGGAGCGCGGAUGAGGCACUGGGAGUCUACCUCCAGACGCUGUUGGAGGAGGAGGAGAGGCGCGCUGAGGCUGGAGACGAGGAAGAGGAGGAGGAAGAAGAGGCUGAGAAGAGAGAGGAGGAGGACAAGGAUGAAAGGGGGUGGCGGCAGGAGGAAGGGGAGAACUGCCGGGAGAUGGAGCACUUCGGCAAAUACCAAGAGGAGAAGGGGGGAUGUGACGAGCUUGACGUCUACGAGCCGGAGGACGAGGAGGAGGCGACGGCUGAGGAGGAGUGGACGACUGAGGAGGGGUGGACGGGGGAGUGGCACGCGACAGAGGUUGAAGAGACAGAGGCGACAGAGGUAGAGGACUCGGUGGACGGUACGGAACAGUUUCAUCCUGAAAAUGACCAGUCAGCCCUCGAACAGCCCAAGAUGAACGCUCCUGCAGUCAUAAUACAGCCCCUGGAGACGCCCAAGACCUCAUCCAACCUCUCCAUCCUCUACCCUGACCCCACCCAACCGAACCAUGCCGACCAAGCCCUCCUCAACGACUGGACAAUCACCAUAACUGACGUCGACGCGCUACGUACGCACCCCGUCAUCGCGGACCUCACUGCUCAGCUCGACGCACUCCCAACACCCAUCGACCUUGCGGGUAGUCUCCGGAUCCGGCACCGGCACCGGCCCCGGCUCGAGGCCGAGCCGUGGCUCAAGGUCAACACACAGUACAACGCGACCACGGAGGGGGAGGGGGGACCCAAGAAGGACGGUUGGAAGAGGUUGGGAAGGAUGCUGAAGGGGCUGCCUGCGUGCGUGUAG